Molecule: messenger RNA, 1416 nt
Organism: Astyanax mexicanus (Mexican tetra)
Lineage: Eukaryota; Metazoa; Chordata; Actinopteri; Characiformes; Acestrorhamphidae
Exons: 2
Coding region: 239-1126 (295 amino acids)
Source: RefSeq, a predicted model, not a curated record
ACGAGCUUGUCGCUUUUUGGGAGGUGCUUCCUGACUAUGACAAGGAAAGGUCAGUGUAUCCUCCACGUCAUCAGGACAGACUAACCGCCGGGCGAUUCAAGGCCACAAAAUAUACCUCGGGCACUCCUGGCGUAGAGAGUCUUAAAAGGUAAGAGGUGUUUGAAUCAUUUAGAGAGAAUGCUACUGACAAUUUGCCAAACUAAAGAACACUUGUCCUUAUCAGCCUGAACUCACUGAAAUGUUCGUGUUUUAUAGGUGUCUCUUGGGAGAGACUACCGGACCUGCGCAGUGGCCAGAUGAUCGCAGGGUUGUGGAAGCAGUCUGCCGGCAGUUGUGCGACCUGUACCCGUCUUCUGUACAGACCAAGGGGGUGCGGGUCGAAAGGUGGGCGCUGAUCCUUCAAGACUACCACAGCAUAAGGCAGCUAGUCCUAAACGCUCCGACGCUGAUGAGCAGGACUACGCUGCAGCUGUUUGAAAUAAAUCGGCGAACUCUUAUGCAGUGGUUCAACAAACGUCAGAAGGCCCAGGAGCGUGCUGUUCUUCUUCAGGGGGUGGAGCGACCGAGUGCCAGCGCUGUGGCCCAGGAUCCACUCCCUCUCCCGCGCGAGCAGCCCUUACAGCCCCCCACCUUUGCAUUCCAGCCCUUCACCUUCGCCUCUCCGCCGAACACAGCCGGACAGGCGGUGAGGCGCCGUCAGAAGACAGAGAUGCCACAACCGCCUCAAGCUCCCGGUGCUCGCCUCAUCCUUCCUGCUGCCUCUGCGUCUCAGACACAGCCUGUCUGUAUAUUUAUUUCACCGCCCACUUCAUCGCAUAUUCCGGUACCAGCGUUUCAGCCAGUCCAGCACACCGUUCAGCCGCCCACGGCAGUGACUGGAGCAGCAGCAGCAGCACAGGUUGAACGCGUUCCAGCAACCACAGCCUGGUACCGAAAGAAGACUGAGGACACCCAGAGGCGGAAAUAUGAGCGUUCUAGCGAGGCUAACUUGUGCUCUAAGUGUGGUCAACCCAAACAAAAAGAAUUUGGCCACAGCAGGUUUGGCAGCGAGACCUUUUGUGCUGCAAACUCAUCGCUAACUGUGGACCAGUGGUUGGCACAGAUGAGGCUAAAACACAAGAAGUAACAUUUUAGAAUUUAAUGUCUUCUGCCUCGAGCAUUUUUCACUGUUUUUUUUUUUUUAAUUUUGUUCAAUUUAAUUAAUUGUUUUAUGCUGCACUUUGCAGAAUUUUCCUGUUUGUUCUGAUAUAGAUGAUUGUAUUAUAAUACUGCACUGUUUACAUUGAGCACAGUUUUCCUGUUUGUGUUGAUUAUAAUUGAUUGUUUUAUAAUACUGCACUGUUUUAUUGUGCAGAGUGUUCCUGUUUGUAUUGAUUAUAAUUGUUUUAUAAUACUGCACUGUUUUAUUGUGCAGAG